AGCUUCAGCGUGGAGAUACAUCUCCAACUCUCUGAUGUACCAAUGCAGGGGAUAUUUGCCAGGCACACAGAGAGACAGCUGCACUGCUACAGCGGGAAGGGAAUGUGAACUCAAAUAGAGAAUGAACCGGAUUGCCACUAUUGUCUUUCUGGUGCAGCUGUUGCAAAAAGCAGAGGGGCAGGUCUUCCCAGGUGGUUGUUCCUUUGAUGAACACUACAGUAACUGUGGUUAUAGCGUGGCACUGGGGACCAAUGGAUUUACCUGGGAGCAGCUCAACACCUGGGAAAAGCCAACGAUGGAUCCUGCUGUCCCGACUGGUUCCUUCAUGAUGGUGAAUAGCUCUGGACGGGCAUCUGGGCAGAAAGCUCACUUGCUGUUGCCCACCUUGAAGGAAAAUGACACUCACUGCAUCGACUUUCACUACUACCUGUCUAGCAGAGACCGCUCCAGCCCUGGCUCGUUGAAUGUCUACGUGAAGGUUAACGGUGGACCACAGGGCAACCCCAUCUGGAAUGUGUCGGGGAUUGUUACUGAAGGUUGGGUGAAGGCAGAGCUUGCCAUCAGUACAUUCUGGCCACACUUUUAUCAGGUGAUCUUUGAAUCCGUGUCUUUGAAGGGACAUCCGGGGUACAUAGCUGUGGAUGAAGUCAGAGUCCUUGCCCAUCCAUGCAGAAAAGCGCCUCACUUCCUGCGGCUGCAGAAUGUGGAGGUCAAUGUGGGACAGAAUGCAACAUUCCAGUGCAUCGCUGGGGGGAAGUGGUCUCAGCACGACAAACUCUGGCUCCAGCAGUGGAAUGGAAGGGACACCGCGUUAAUGGUCACCAGGGUGGUCAACCACAGACGGUUUUCUGCUACAGUCAGCGUAGCAGACACGUCUCAGCGCAGCAUCAGCAAAUACCGGUGUGUCAUUCGCUCAGAUGGUGGCUCUGGCGUUUCAAACUAUGCAGAAUUAAUUGUGAAAGAACCUCCCACGCCCAUUGCGCCCCCUGAACUGCUGGCUGUCGGCGCCACCUAUCUGUGGAUCAAACCCAACGCCAAUUCUAUCAUCGGAGAUGGGCCUAUAAUACUGAAGGAGGUGGAGUACCGUACAACCACUGGGAACUGGGCAGAAACACACAUCGUAGACUCCCCAAAUUACAAACUGUGGCACCUGGACCCUGAUGUGGAGUAUGAGAUCAGAGUGCUCCUCACCCGUCCUGGUGAAGGGGGCACAGGGCCCCCUGGGCCUCCACUCACAACAAGAACAAAAUGUGCAGAUCCAGUCCAUGGACCGCAGAGUAUGGAAGUUGUUGACAUCCGCUCCCGGCAGCUGACCUUGCAAUGGGAGCCCUUUGGUUACGCAGUGACCCGUUGCCACAGCUACAACCUGACAGUCCAGUACCAGUACGUGUUUAACCAGCAGAAGUACGAGGCAGAGGAACUCAUCCAGACAUCCUCACAUUAUACCUUGCGAGGCCUUCGGCCCUUCAUGACCAUCCGGUUGAGGCUAGCACUUUCUAAUCCAGAGGGCAAAAUGGAAAGCGAGGAGCUGGUGGUACAGACUGAAGAGGAUGUUCCUGGACCUGUUCCCCUAGAAUCUAUCCAAGGAGGACCCUUUGAAGAAAAGAUCUAUGUUCAGUGGAAGCCUCCAAAUGAGACCAAUGGUAUCAUUACACUCUAUGAGAUUACAUACAAAGCUGUUGGGUCCUUGGAUCCCAGUGCUGACUUGUCCAGCCAGAGGGGAAAGAUCUUCAAACUAAGGAAUGAAACUCACCACCUCUUUGUAGGGUUAUAUCCAGGGACUACCUAUUCGUUCACCAUCAAAGCCAGCACAGUGAAGGGCUUCGGGCCUCCCAUCACAACACGGAUCGCAACUAAAAUUUCAGCACCAUCUAUGCCUGAAUACGACAUGGACUCCCCCUUGAAUGAAACGGACACUACCAUCACAGUCAUGUUGAAGCCUGCUCAGUCCCGUGGAGCACCUGUCAGUGUCUAUCAGCUUGUUGUCAAGGAAGAGAGGCUGCAGAAAGCACGGAGGGCUGCAGACAUCAUUGAGUGCUUCUCUGUUCCAGUGAGCUACAAGAAUGCUUCCAGCCUUGACUCACCCCAUUACUUUGCGGCCGAGCUGAAGCCCAUCAAUCUGCCCGUCACGCAGCCCUUUACAGUGGGCGACAACAAGACCUACAAUGGCUAUUGGAAUGCUCCACUCUCACCACUGAAAAGCUACAGCAUCUACUUCCAGGCUCUCAGCAAAGCAAACGGAGAGACCAAAAUCAACUGUGUCCGACUGGCGACAAAAGGAGCUUCCACCCAGAAUUCCAAUGCAGUGGAGCCCGAAAAGCAAGCUGACAACACAGUGAAAAUGGCUGGGGUUAUAGCUGGCCUUCUGAUGUUUGUUAUUAUCCUCUUAGGAGCAAUGCUCACCAUCAAAAGGAGAAGAAAUGCAUAUUCCUACUCCUAUUACUUGAAACUAGCGAAGAAGCAGAAGGAGACUCAAAGCAGCACUCAGAGAGAGAUGGGUCCUGUUGCUACUUCAGACAAGAACACCACCAAACUCAGUGCAGUUCACAAUGAAGAAGCUUUUUCUUCCAGCUGUCAAGAUGUUAAUGGAUUCACAUCAUCCUCUCCUUGUUCAUUUUCUGUCCAAAGCAAAACCCUUCAGAGCAAAUCUUUGUUGAAUUCCUACUACUCAGUAUCAUCAGACACUGUUCCAUCGACUGCGCUGCUAGAGAGCAGCCACGGGGAGAUGACCCAGCCAACUCUGACCAUCCAGACCCAUCCGUACAGGAGCUGUGAGCCAGUGGAAAUGUCCUACCCCAGGGGGCAGUUCCAACCAGCCAUCCGAGUGGCCGACUUGCUACAGCACAUCACCCAGAUGAAACGAGGACAAGGCUAUGGAUUUAAAGAGGAGUAUGAGGCUCUACCCGAGGGGCAGACGGCAUCUUGGGAUACGGCCAAGGAAGAUGAAAACCGCAAUAAGAAUAGAUAUGGGAACAUCAUCUCCUAUGAUCAUUCAAGAGUGAGACUGCAGCUGUUGGAUGGAGACCCUCACUCAGACUACAUAAACGCCAACUACAUAGAUGGAUACCACCGGCCUCGUCACUAUAUUGCAACUCAAGGUCCCAUGCAAGAGACGGUUAAGGAUUUCUGGAGAAUGAUUUGGCAGGAGAAUUCUGCAAGUGUUGUCAUGGUCACCAACCUGGUGGAAGUUGGCAGGGUAAAAUGUGUUAGAUACUGGCCAGAUGACACAGAGGUCUAUGGAGAUAUUAAAGUCACAUUAAUUGAGACAGAGCCAUUGGCAGAGUACGUCAUACGCACAUUUACUGUACAAAAGAAAGGCUACCAUGAGAUCCGAGAGAUUCGGCAGUUCCACUUUACCAGCUGGCCAGACCACGGGGUUCCUUGCUAUGCCACAGGCCUCUUGGGCUUUGUUCGGCAGGUGAAGUUCCUCAAUCCGCCUGAGGCGGGGCCUAUAGUUGUGCACUGCAGCGCUGGUGCUGGAAGGACAGGGUGCUUUAUUGCCAUUGACAUCAUGCUGGACAUGGCAGAGAAUGAAGGUGUCGUAGACAUAUUUAACUGUGUGCGAGAGCUACGAUCCCAGAGGGUCAAUUUGGUACAGACAGAGGAGCAGUAUGUCUUUGUACAUGAUGCCAUUCUAGAGGCAUGUCUCUGUGGCAACACAGCAAUUCCGGUUUGUGAGUUCCGAUCCAUAUAUUACAACAUCAGCAGACUGGAUCCGCAGACAAAUUCCAGCCAGAUAAAAGAUGAAUUUCAGACCCUCAACAUUGUGACGCCGCGUGUUCGGCCAGAAGACUGCAGCAUUGGCCUCUUACCAAGAAACCAUGACAAAAAUCGCUGCAUGGAUGUGCUGCCCUUGGACCGGUGCCUCCCUUUCCUUAUCUCUGUAGAUGGCGAAUCGAGCAACUACAUCAACGCUGCACUCAUGGAUAGCCACAAGCAACCUGCUGCCUUUAUUGUUACCCAGCACCCUUUACCCAACACUGUACCAGAUUUCUGGAGGCUGGUGUUUGAUUACAACUGCUCCUCCAUAGUGAUGCUGAAUGAGAUGGAUGCUGCACAGCUCUGCAUGCAGUACUGGCCAGAGAAAACGUCCUGUUGUUAUGGUCCAAUCCAGGUGGAGUUUGUUUCAGCAGACAUUGAUGACGACAUCAUCAAUAGGAUAUUCCGUAUCUGCAACAUGGCCAGGCCCCAGGAUGGAUAUCGUAUAGUACAGCAUUUGCAGUACAUUGGCUGGCCAGCAUACCGGGACACCCCUCCAUCCAAACGCUCCCUCCUGAAGGUGGUCAGACGGCUAGAGAAAUGGCAGGAGCAGUACGAUGGGAGAGAUGGACGCACUGUUGUCCACUGCCUGAAUGGUGGUGGACGCAGUGGCACCUUCUGUGCCAUCUGCAGCGUGUGUGAAAUGAUUCAGCAGCAAAAUAUCAUUGACGUGUUCCACAUAGUGAAGACGUUACGAAAUAACAAAUCCAAUAUGGUGGAGUCACUGGAACAAUAUAAAUUUGUAUAUGAGGUUGCACUGGAAUACUUGAGUUCGUUUUAGCCUAGCAGAGAUGGGGGCCUAUCGGAUUCCAGACCCCCAAGUCUGAAGAACAGUUUUUUCCCGCACUAAAAGGCAGUAAUGGGUGUGAGGAGGAUCAGGCUCUCCACACUGAAGCAAGGGUCAGAGUGUACUGACCUCAAUGCCAUUGGAAGGACGAGGUGAUCCCUGUGUUUGCUGCUGCCUGCUUUCUAUUGGAGCAUCUACCGCUUCUUAAAUAACCUAGCGUACAAAUUGGCUAAACAGGAGACGGACUGGAAGACUCUGCUUUCUAAUCCCCUCCAACCUCUUCUCUACCACUUUGGAUGUGUAUUUUUGCUCUCCUUGAUACCAAGGAAAAAAAUACUGGAAUAUUCUGUCUUUUAAACAGCUCCUUUUUCUGUUCUCAAAUCCCACCCUUUAAUUUUUGAAUUUCAUGCAUCAGCCAUUUGGAAAAAUGAGAGAACCACAGGGAACAUGUGAGACUUUUGGUUACAAUUAAUCCACCUGACCUAUUUUUUUUAAGUGAAAAUGCCAUCAACGAGAAGUUGAAAUUCUCUUCCCCUUUCCUGUUCUCCCUAGACAUAAGACUAGGUGGUGGAAUUGGGAAGCUGUUCACGGAUUCGCUGCACCAACUACUACACAAGCUUUUCCUUCCAGAUCCUGCUUGACUUCCAAGACUGUGCAUGAACUAGUUACAUCUCUCUGAUUCAUGUUAGUGUCCCAGCUGGUGAAGCAAAUCAUAAAAAAAUGGGUUUCACAGCCAUUUGAUCAAACAAACCCUCCAUCAAACCAAUUGCAUUUGGUUUGUAAAUUUGGUAAUUUUUUACCACAUUUUUCAAGGAUUUGCUGGGGUGCAGUGUCUCUUUAAAAUGAAGAGUAUAAAGUAGAUACCUGUUGAUGAUGAUAUACUAUAGAUCAUUAUUAUUUAUAUCACUGUAGCACCUAGGAGACCUAGUCAUGGACCAGGAUCCCAUUGUGCCAGGUACAGACACAGAACAGAAAGAUAAUCCCUUCCUCUGAGUUUACAGUCUAAGCGUAUGUCUCCAAUGCAGAGUUAAUCUGGGUUUUUACCUGAGUUUUAGCCCAACCCCUCUCCCCACCAUCCACACAGGAAAACCUCAGACCUGAUUAUGAAAAGGCUUUGGGUGUGGAUUAGAAUGCAGGCUCCUCUUUAACUCUGUCCAGAAUCUGAUCACUUUGCAGUGAGGAUGCAGGCUAAAUCACUCCAAUGCCCUGCCCACAAUUCCUCCCUAAGGACAGAAAGUUCUUCUGCAAUUGACUGGGAAAGAAUCUUAGAGCACCUCAGAACAAAUAAUGUGGGAUAUGCCUCCAGGCACACACGGGUGAGUGCAGGAACAGUGAGGACACUAGCAUGGAUAGGUCUUUGUAGUGGGGAUGCUCGCAGCUGGGUGCGCAGAUCCAGGUGCUGAUCACCCGGGUUAACUGUGCAUUGUAGACAUAGCAACCAUAUGAUUUUAAUUUGGGGAUUGACUAAGCUUUCUAUGCUGUCUGUUCCCAAGCUGUUGUACAAUCAGACCUAAGUGUGUGAUUAUCCAGCUCUCCAGGCCAUGAGAUUUCUAAAUGGUAACCCAUUCAGGCUGUAUGAAAGGUUAUGCACAUUAAACAGAACACUAGUUUGGGGUUUGCU
Terrapene triunguis (Three-toed box turtle) is the source of this 6167-nucleotide messenger RNA. RefSeq names its product protein tyrosine phosphatase receptor type T (gene PTPRT). Gene Ontology annotation, molecular function: protein binding; protein tyrosine phosphatase activity. The record is from RefSeq and is a predicted model, not a curated record. Bases 122 to 4540 code for a protein of 1472 amino acids. Gene Ontology annotation, biological process: protein dephosphorylation. Gene Ontology annotation, cellular component: membrane. The transcript is spliced from 33 exons. NCBI's taxonomy places the organism in Eukaryota, Metazoa, Chordata, Testudines, Emydidae.